Onthophagus taurus is the source of this 1585-nucleotide messenger RNA. The record is from RefSeq and is a predicted model, not a curated record. NCBI's taxonomy places the organism in Eukaryota, Metazoa, Arthropoda, Insecta, Coleoptera, Scarabaeidae.
ACUUUCUAAUUUCAGAAACCUUUAGGACAAUCCUUGGAAAUCCCUGAAAAUCAUCCAAAUCCAGUUCCAACAAGUUUCAGAAACCAACCGAAUAUCACCAAAAUCCUUCAACAUACUUGUAAAUCCAUCACGCCUUCAGAAACUCUCUGGAAACUUUUUGGUAACCAAUCCAGAAAUUCUUGGAAAUGGUCUAAAAACCUUAAUAAGGUUAUCUUGGACAAAGGACUAACUUGGACAUCACACAUUAGUUGCAAAAUCAAAAAAGCAACGAUUGUACUGACCCAGUGCCGAAGGGCUAUUGGGAAUACUUGGGGAUUAAAUCCGAAAGUUACAAUGUGGAUCUACACUUCUGCGAUAAGACCCAUGGUAGCUCACGGAGCCAUAGUCUGGUGCUCAGCACUAAAACAUGCAUAUAAAGCUACAUUGCUGCAUCAAUUGCAACGACUGGCCUGCCUGCUAAUCACAGGCGCUAUGAGAUCUACACCUACGAUUGCAAUGGAGACUAUGUUAAACGAUAUUUUUAUCAGGGAGGUGGCCGUGAUGGCAUUGCUUCGGUUGCGAUCAGUAAAUGAAAAGCAGGUUGUUAAAAUGGGAAUAGUCCGGAGCAAGCUCUGGAGUGAGGCUGUUAGUAAACAACCCCUCCUUAAAGCUCGCACAGACUACAUUACACCUACUUUCUUAGGCAAGCCACACUUUGGCAUUGAAACGAUACCCCAGAGCAACUCAAGCUCAGGCAAAACGCUGACCAUCUACACUGAUGGAUCAAAGAAGGCUGGAGGUUCCGGAGCGGGAAUCUUCUCGCACGAUAUCCAGCUGCACCUUUCCACUUCGUUAGGAUCGUAUUGCACGACUGCUCAAGCCGAAUUAAUUGCUAUAAAUAUAGCAGCCGAUGCGAUUAUCGAUUCCAAAAAAGUCGGCAGAAACGUUGUAAUCUGUACUGAUAGCAGACAGGCUAUGCUGGCGGUUGGCAGGCAUCAUACUGCAUCAUCGUUGGUGAAGUCCUAUCGGCAAUCACUCGAAGAGGCAAACGUAUACAACAACGUCACGAUAAAAUGGCGAAAAGGACACAUCGGAAUUAAAGGACAUGAUGAAACGGGCGGCUAACAAGUCACCGAUCUCCCCUGAACCGUUUGUACCACUAGCUGUUAAUACAGCAUCAAAACUGAUAAACUCCAUCUCCCACCGAGCUUUUUGCGAUAGAUGAGAUGGGACGGCAGUAGGUCCCUUUGCUAAGAAAACUCUGCUCUACCCUGACCGGAAGACAUCUACUCAGUUUCUGGGAAAAUCGAAAAGUGACUUGAGGCUUCUCACCCACUUCCUGACCGGACACUGCAGGUUACGUAAGCACAUGUUUUACAUGAAGCUGGCGAAUACACCCCUCUGUAGAGGGUGUGAAAUGGAAGACGAGGCGGUAAGUCAUACUGUUUGUGACUGUCCAAACCUCGUGUACUUAAGGGAAUCUAUUUUCGGAGUACCAUGGCUCCAAAUUUCGGAUAUAAGGAACAUACCUUUCUGUUCUAUAUUAACGUUCAUGAAAAGAUUGGGCUGGUUUUCUGACCCUUGAAUGAACAGUAAACCGUGGGGA